Epithele typhae is the source of this 1374-nucleotide messenger RNA. Its product is annotated as kinase-like domain-containing protein. Gene Ontology annotation, molecular function: protein serine/threonine kinase activity; ATP binding. Gene Ontology annotation, biological process: peptidyl-threonine phosphorylation; peptidyl-serine phosphorylation. The record is from RefSeq and is a predicted model, not a curated record. Lineage: Eukaryota; Fungi; Basidiomycota; Agaricomycetes; Polyporales; Epitheliaceae. The coding region runs from base 1 to 1374 and encodes 457 amino acids. The transcript has 7 exons.
AUGUCCCGUCUGCCCAUUCGCCAGCAUGUGAACGCCGCUGCGUCACGGUUCGCAAAAGAUCGACUCGCCUGCAGCAGCGCAGUUACUGAGCACCUGAAGCCUUCCAACAACAGCCUCCGCAUACAAAAUGAGGACGAAUCAAUGUGGGCCAACGAGGAGCCUGUCUGGAAGCCGUGGCAAUUCGUAGAAUCCCCCGGCUACGCACCUCUCCAGCUUGAGGAAGAGAUUGUCGGCCAGUACGCGCAAUACAAGGUCAACCGAAAGCUCGGCUGGGGAACCGAGUCUAGCAUCUGGCUGGUGGAGCGGGUGGCUUCAGAACAUAAAGAUUUGAAGCCUGGGAGGCUUCUGGUAGCCAAGGUCCUGACCGCUCACGCCUCUGAGCUCGAAUUCGGAAAGAGUACCUGUCAAGUCCCUCUGUUGGGUGCUGUCAUCGCGCACUCUAAACGGGCCGCCGCAAGCGUAGACACGAACACAUUUUACAUCCCCGGCGUGGAACACAUUACCUCUAUGAUGGAUUGGGGCGCCCAUCGCACUCGAAUCGGCGUGCAUGUCUUCACCGUCUUGGCGCCGAUGUCGACCACGUUGUAUAGAGUGCAGCGUGCGUUGCAGACGGUCGACACCGACCGCGAUGUGAUACUCGUCCGACGUGUCGUCAUACAGAUUUUACACGCCCUCUCGUGCGUCCACCAACUGGGUUAUAUACAUGGAGAUGUCAAGGCUGACAACAUCUGCGUACCUGUGUUUGACGCACUCAUUCCUGAUCUGAAGAGCCCCGAUCCGGUCACAUGCGUCAAAUCGCAGCCAUACCCUCCGAUCGGGGACCACCACCAUGCGGACAAAAUCUACCUUCAGCUCGCGGACUUUAGCAGCGCGAUCCGCACGUCCAGUUACUCCACCACACAGCGGGCCAUGCCCAGGAUGCUGCGUGCACCGGAGGUCAUCUUAGGCCGUCGCUGGGGCCAGCCCAUCGACAUUUGGGCCCUUGGAUGCUUGGCUGCAGAGCUUCUUCUGCACAGACCGCUCUUCGAUCCAGGUGAUAACGAGGACGACGCGACUGACAGCGAGCACCUCGCACAGAUGGUGGAGGUGCUCGGGCCGUUUUCUCAGGGGGCGCUCGCGAAAUGCCCGCUCACAAACACAUUCUUCAACGCGAACGGUUCGCUGAACUCUGCCGGCGGGGGCCGACGCGUUCACGUCCCGUCGCUUCGCCAUAGUCUCGCGCAGGUCGGGCUGACUGGCACAACGCUGGACGAGGUGGACGUGCUUCUGCGCCGGAUGUUGGCGUUGGACCCAGACGGUCGUCCCACUGCGAGCGAACUUCUCGACGAUCCUUUCGUCAGAGACUUUGAUCUCCGAACGAAUACUUUCCUCUAA